AUGGAUAAAUUGAAAGAAAGAAUUAACAACUUGAAAUUGGAUGCUGAAAAAUGGCAAGAAAAAUCAGAUGAAUUAGGUGACAAAGUUAAAGAAUUAGAACAAGAAUCUUUAGAUAAAGAUCACCAAAUUCAAGCAUUAACCAGAAAAAACCAAGUAUUAGAAGAACAAGUUGAAAAAUUAGAAGGUGAUUUAGAUACCACUAAACAAACAGCUGAUGAAUCAACUAACUUGAAAUCAACUAAUGAAAACUAUUCUAAGAAAAAUCAACAAUUAGAAGAAGAAUUAGAAGAAGCCGAUAAAAACUUGAAAUUGACAACUGAAAAAUUAAGAGAAACUGACAUAAAAGCUGAACAAUUAGAAAGAAAAGUUGCUUCAUUAGAAUCUGAAAAGGAAGAAAUGGAAAGAAAAUUCGAAGAAUUAACUGAAAAAUACAAUGCUGCUAAAUCUGAAUUAGAUGAAAUUAAUUCUCAAUUAGAUCAUAUCUAA
Messenger RNA from Yamadazyma jaroonii, 486 nucleotides. The record is from the annotation of a GenBank genome assembly. NCBI's taxonomy places the organism in Eukaryota, Fungi, Ascomycota, Pichiomycetes, Serinales, Debaryomycetaceae.